Molecule: messenger RNA, 504 nt
Organism: Liolophura sinensis
Lineage: Eukaryota; Metazoa; Mollusca; Polyplacophora; Chitonida; Chitonidae
Product: cytidine deaminase-like
Exons: 5
Coding region: 1-477 (158 amino acids)
Cellular component (GO): cytosol
Molecular function (GO): cytidine deaminase activity; zinc ion binding
Source: RefSeq, a predicted model, not a curated record
AUGGACGGCGGUGGGUUAGACGAAGGCGAUGUUUCAGCUUUAGACGCAACAUACCAGAUUCUAAUCAGAAAAGCGUCAGAAGCCAGGGCUAGUGCGUACUGUCCAUACAGCCACUUCCGGGUGGGGGCAGCCGUGCUUUGCGGCAAGGAUCAAGCCAUAUACAGCGGAGCAAACGUAGAGAACGCGUCGUAUGGACUGACGGUAUGCGCCGAAAGGGUGACCAUACAGAAGGCCGUGUCGGAUGGACACAGACAGUUCCGAGCUAUGGCCGUGGCCUGUGACGUCAAAGAGUUCACGGGACCAUGCGGUGCAUGCAGGCAAGUUUUAGCUGAGUUCGGACUGAAUUGGUUCAUAUACUUGGUAAAGCCAGACCUCACCUGGAAGCGGGUUAAAGUCUCAGAGUUACUCCCCUUGGCUUUUAGCCCAGAAUCGUUACAGAAGGAACGCGUACUAACCAACUCAAACAGUCCACAAUAAGCAAAAUAAAUGAUUCUCUGCAAAGGU